Messenger RNA from Brugia malayi, 918 nucleotides. RefSeq lists its product as uncharacterized. Lineage: Eukaryota; Metazoa; Nematoda; Chromadorea; Rhabditida; Onchocercidae. The coding region runs from base 1 to 918 and encodes 305 amino acids. The record is from RefSeq and is a predicted model, not a curated record. The transcript is spliced from 6 exons. Gene Ontology annotation, molecular function: protein binding.
AUGAUCCAAAAUUACCGAAAAUGGGAUGCUCUGAAUGAGCUUCACAUAGCAAUUAGGGCUAAUAAGCCUGGAUUGGUCCUGUACACACUUCAACGUCAUCGAAGCUUGAAUAUUAAUUCAAAUUUGAUGCGCACUUCUGCCCUUUCACUGGCCGUUAGAAAUCAGAACGAAUCAAUUGUUCGAAUAUUGUUGGACUAUAAUUGUGAGCUAAAUAAACUCUCAUCUGAUGAGAGCGGUCGACUUGAAACUCCUCUUUACACGGCUGUUCGACUUCACAAUUAUGCGAUCGUUGAACUACUGCUGAUGUAUGGAGCAGACCCUAAUGUAACAGUAUCAGAUAAUCGCACUCCAUUAUACAUUGCGACAAAAGAACGGUGUUUGAACAUCUGUAACUUACUUAUUGCUUUUGGAGCUAACUUGGAUAUUCCUGAUUGUACCGGACAAACUCCUUUGCAUUUCGCAUGCAGGAAUAUCGCUGGCCGUGAACAGAUUGCUAUGUUGCUCAUUGCUCAUGGCGCUAAUGUACAUGCUUCUGACUUCAAACGUCGUCUUCCAUUAGAUUUUGCCGAAAUUAAUGCAUCUAUACCAACCAUUAAACGAUUAAUCGAAGAGGGAUCACCAAUCAGUAAACACAUGAAAGAACGAAUCCGAAAUAUGUUGCAAGACAAAUCAGAUCAACGAGGAAGGACGGAUAGGAUUAAUGGUGAAAACUGUGCCCUAGCAACCGUUAUCGAUAAGACCCAUUUGGUGGUACCUACCUUACUAAUACUAUCGAAAGCGCGAAUACGAAAUUUGAUGCGACAACAAGCAAAGCGUAUACAGAAUGUAUGCAGUAUAUGGCCACUUAUUGAUUCUUUGCCAAUGUUAUCAAACUCUCUCAGGAAUUCAUUGAAACUACUCGAUUCUUUUUUGCCUUGA